AAUUGUUUCUGGUUUUUACUUUUUAUGAUAUUUUUCCUUGCACAUCUUGAAUUUUAGCUUGAUAUCUUUUGAUAGCAUCUUUUACUAUUUAGCAUUUUUUAUUUAUUUACUAUGUGUAUAAGAGUGGUUAAUGUAUGUGGGUGUGCUUGUGCAGUGAUGUAUGUGAAAGUCAAGAGGACAACUUGGAGGAGCCCUUUCUUGUUCUUCUCUUUUUGUUACGUAGAUACCCAGGAUCCAACCUAGAUCAUAGGGAUUGGUGGCAGGCACUGUCAUAUGCUCUUGAGACAUUUUAUUGACCUAUCCAGCAUAUUUCAAUGGUGCACAUGCAACCUAGAGGUUGCCAGAAAUGGAAAGGAAAAUAAGCAGAAUCUGUCUUGCUUCUGAACCCAACGUAACUUAUUUUCUGCAAGUGUCUUGGGAGAGAACAAUAGGAACUGGUUUUGCUAUUACACUUACUGAUGGCCAUUCAGCCUGGACUGCAUCAGUUUCUGAAUCAGAGAUUUCCCAAGAAGCGGAUGACAUGGCUAUGGAGAAAGGAAAAUACAUUGAUGAGCUGAGAAAGGCACUGGUGCCAGGGUCGGGAGCAGCUGGCGCAUACAAGUUCACCUUUUUUAAGGAGUCUCUGCAGUUCUCCAUCGAGAAAGAACUGAAAGAUGUUUCUUUUAGACUUGGUUCCUUCAACCUAGACAAAGUUUCAAACUCAGCUGAAGUCAUUAGAGAACUCAUUUGUUACUGCCUGGACACCAUUGCAGAAAAACAAGCCAAAAAUGAGCACCUGCAGAAAGAAAACGAAAGGCUCCUGAGAGAUUGGAACGAUGUUCAAGGCCGAUUUGAGAAAUGUGUGAGUGCCAAAGAAGCCUUGGAGGCCGAUUUAUAUCAAAGAUUUAUCUUGGUGCUGAAUGAGAAGAAAACAAAGAUCCGAAGCUUGCAUAAGUUGUUAAAUGAAGUCCAGCAGCUGGAGGAGAGUGCCAAACCUGAAAGGGAAACUCCAUGUUCUGAUAAAGCACCUGAGGAGGACGGGCUUUAUGAUGGAAGCACUGAUGAAGAAAGUGGAACCCCUGUGCAGGCUGCAGAAACACUUUGUAAGGAUGAUUCCAUAUUUUCAAGUCCGGAUGUCACUGACAUUGCACCAAGUAGGAAAAGGAGACACCAAAUGCAGAAGAAUCUUGGGACAGAACCUAAAAUAGCUCCACAGGAGUUGCCUCUACAGGAGAAGGAAAGGCUUGCCUCUUCACUGCCUCAGACCUUGAAAGAGGAGCGCGCCUCCGCUGAAAACAUGUCUUUAGAAACCCUGAAAAACAGCUGCCCAGAAGACCUCUUUGAUUAGCUUUAACCCUAGAACACAACACUAGUGUUCAAUGGACUAUAUUCUUUCUCCAGUUCCUUUGGAUGAGAAGACAGACUUUCAGCUUAGCAGCCGUGGUUACUAUGUCUCGGAGCUUUACUGUGUGUAUCCAGUGAAUUACACAGGUAUGUGAUGAUCAGAUUGGAUGACAGAGGAACACUUUUCUCCCUUCCUUAUUCCAUUCAUUAAAUCUGACUUUUGUUGCAAAAGGCAUGUUUAUUGUAUUUGUCUGCACAUUAUUGUAGCUUUCUAAUGACUCUUGGAAGAUUUUGGAAAUAUGGCAAAAAAAUCUUUAAUUCUUUUUUAAUUGUACUUUAAAUUAUUUUUGUUUGAAAAUUCUAAUUUAUGAUGUGACACAUAUAAAAUACAUCAUUAUCUUAUAUGUAAACAAUCUGAAAAUCUGAUAGUUAAUAAAAAUUUGUUUUCUUAAAGGAA
Mastomys coucha (southern multimammate mouse) is the source of this 1780-nucleotide messenger RNA. It is a transcript of the gene Xrcc4, whose product is annotated as X-ray repair cross complementing 4. NCBI's taxonomy places the organism in Eukaryota, Metazoa, Chordata, Mammalia, Rodentia, Muridae. The record is from RefSeq and is a predicted model, not a curated record. Gene Ontology annotation, cellular component: DNA-dependent protein kinase-DNA ligase 4 complex; nucleus; DNA ligase IV complex. The transcript is spliced from 8 exons. Gene Ontology annotation, molecular function: DNA binding. Bases 347 to 1327 code for a protein of 326 amino acids. Gene Ontology annotation, biological process: response to X-ray; double-strand break repair via nonhomologous end joining; immunoglobulin V(D)J recombination.